This is a messenger RNA of Phanerochaete carnosa HHB-10118-sp, 3215 nucleotides long. RefSeq lists its product as uncharacterized. Gene Ontology annotation, cellular component: nucleus. Lineage: Eukaryota; Fungi; Basidiomycota; Agaricomycetes; Polyporales; Phanerochaetaceae. The record is from RefSeq and is a predicted model, not a curated record. Gene Ontology annotation, molecular function: metal ion binding. Bases 625 to 2724 code for a protein of 699 amino acids. The transcript is spliced from 12 exons.
UAACCACUCCUGGCCAUCUGCUGGACGCGAUAUUCACAGAUUAUAGGGUCGAGAACCCCUGCAAAGCGGUAGCUCUACCCCUAUUCCUGCAACCGCCACAUAGGCUUUGCCUGAGCAUGUCUCAAACUGCGAAGCAAAAUUAUUAGGCGACGCUCCUAGGUCUCAAUCACUGAAGAGUUUGCUGUUAUCACAAUGGGUUGCCUGGACACCGCUAGGCAUGGUUUAAUGCUACGACGGUACGUCCUUUCUUUGCAAUAAGGGGCGCAUAGAAACCUGUAGACACAUGCAGGCUACGCACCAGCAGUCAUGCAUGAGGCUGCUUAGUGUACAUAAUGUUCUUGGCUCGGCCUAGCUUUUUAGAGCUGUGAAUAACCCGUUCGCUCAUGUGCGUAUAUGACACAUGUCAAGAAUUUCGUCGUGGUUCUCGUGUUCACCUGACAUGAGAUAAACCUGGCGGAUCACACGUUGGUUUCACGAAGCAGGUUCGCAAAAAUGAGCCUUGAGCCUCGUGUCCGGGUACGGCGAGGUAGUCGCAAGGCAUUCACGCGAAGUCGCCUUGCGGGAUGCAUAUAAACCAUGCCGCUGCCGUCUUGACCCGUCACCCCAUUCUUCAUUUUUGUAGACAUGGUUAUUUGCACCGUUUGCAACGGUCGAUUCUUCACCACACAAGCGGCGUACGAUCAGCAUGUCAGGACCAGCAAGGCGCACUUUACGUACAAGUGCACGAUUUGCAACGCUAAUUUUCCUUCAGCGUUCGCCAGGAGCGGUCAUCUCUCGAAGAAUCAUCAAGACUUGCUUUGUCGACAGUGCAAUCGGUACUACCUCUCACAAGACUCUCUUCAGCAACACUAUCGCACGGACUCCACUCAUCCGUCCUGCCCUCACUGCGACACAGGCUUCCCCGAUAGGGCUGCUCUUACAGCGCACCUCGCCACCGUCCAUCCAGAACCGGCUUUCCCAUGUAACCUCUGCAAUCUCGACUUUCACAACCAGCCUCAGCUCGAAGAACACUGGAAAGAGUCAUCCGAACAUCCGACUUGCCUUGUCUGCGUUGUCGGGUUCGAGGAUGUAUCAACGUUUACCACACAUAUUCAGAGUAUGCACCCGGAAUUGUGGUGCGGGGCUUGUCGUGUUGGUUUUGCAUCGUCAGGGCAACUAUUAGAACACUUCCUCGAGGCUGAAUCCGCAGUACACCCCACGUGCACGACGUGUGGCGAAGGUUUUGAGAACCAGGCGAUUCUCGAGGAGCACAUGGCCAUGAGGCAUCCGCCUCGGCCUCCUACCCCGCCGCCACCCACACCAGCGACAAUCCAAGACGAGUCGAGCGAGAUCAUGUGCACAAAGUGCGAUAGAACGUAUCGUCGAAUCGAGGACCUGCUUCGCCAUUACCAGGACUCUCCUGCUCAUCCGAAGUGCAUGACUUGCUUCAAAGGGUUUCUGAACGAGCAGGCGUUUUCGACGCAUAUGGCUGAGGAACAUCCCAUUCCUCGUAGCCGGGCUUCGACCCAGCGGACUGAUGGGAGUCCCGCCCACUCUCCACCUCUGACGGAGACUGUCUUGUCGACCCCUCGAGAUGCCUUCUUCUCGGUGAAUAUCGACACGGAAAAUACAUCACACUCUCCAGGGUCGUCCCGCACUCAGACCGCCCUCGGUUACUCAAGGGUCUCUACGAAGGACUUCAAGACCUCGUCGGUAGGACGCCGUGCCUCGUCUGAGCCAACGCCUACCAUGCCGACCGUAGACCUCGAUCCUCACGAAUCCUUAUUUGAACAUCCAUCUGAGGACAGCCAAGAAACCGACUACGAGAAAGGCGCUGGAUCGGUCUACGUCACACCAUCAGAAGAGAUUAUCAUAAGCCCAGCACGCACGCUUCAAACAAUCUCAUACGACAGCCAACCGUCGACACCUGAACGUUUACUGAGCCCAAGCUCGCUUGUCUCGCCGUGUAGCCCGCGCUACGAGUCAGAAGGUUAUCGUUCCCCGACUCGUUCCCCGACUCGUUCCCCGACUCGUUUCUCCCCUCCACCUCUCAGCCCUAGCUCUGUGGCAUCUCACGAAAGUCCCUAUUUCGCGAGGACAGCCCAAACCUUUGUGACUGCCUUGCCUCCACUACGUUCGACGACGUCAAGACAAUCGUUGCUUUCCACUACUAGCACGAAUGUCAGGGCGGACACGUCAGUGAGGUCCACUUCUCGCGCUGCUCAGCCCACUGUGCUUCCAUUGGGCUCGCCUGUCUUGCGAUCCCCUUCGCAAGCAAGCCAAAGGUCCUUGUACGCUAGGGGCACCUUCUGGGCCGGACAUUCGGAGUACAGCCCACGUGCAGACGAGGCCGCGUGCGACAUCCCGAACAACGCUUCUCGUGCCUCUCGCACCAGCUCGCGAGCGCGGUCGAGCCCAACCUCUUCUCCACAUUCUCAAGAAGCGUCGGAGCAGAGCAGCAGCAGGACAAUGAACAGCGGCAGCGCACGGACACCCCCGCCCGUCCCUCUGGCUCCUCAAGUCGAGGACCACGCGGACGUGCCGCACAAACCUGUGUCAACGCCUCAGCCGCCGCACCCGCUCGCAUGGCACUGCCGGCUCUGUCUGAAAGAGCCGCACGACCCCACCGUGACCAUGUGUGGCCAUCUCUUCUGCCACGGGUGCAUUGUGCAGGAGCUCGCGAAGAACCUCCAGUGCCCUGUGUGCAGGAAGGCGAUGCUCGUCAGGUUGCACGUCGAAUGCUGAGGCCGGCUUUAACGGUGGGAGCUCGGCUAUCGUCCGAGGGUCACAUUCGUGGUCUUCGUUCGCGUUAUACAUUUAUAAGUUAUGGUGCCGUUCAAUGGACUUUCAGAUACGUACUUCCGACUACUUUGAUCUUGGCUGCUUCGCAGAAUGUCGGGCCUCGGCGGAUUGGCAUUUCAACAGCCGUGCAAUGUUCGCAGCCGGUCCCUGAGUGCCUGGCCAUCGACAUGCCGAUGGUGCCUCUGUCUCUGCAACGGUGUCCACACGCAUCUCAUCAGUACGCCCGCAGGGCAUGUGCUCCGUUCACUUGCUAUCUUAUCAGAUAUCUCACCCCACAGCGGGCCGGCCGCUACCAGCCAGAGAAACCUCCGCGAGUCCAGGCGCAGAUUAGCCUGUUGAAAUAAGAGAGCCCCUGCGGGACCGAGCUUUUGGCACAAUACACUGACACCAACAAUGUUUCACUCUCGCAAACGUCUCCCAUUGUCUUAUCAGAU